AUGGACACCAAGGUGCUUACCGUGUCUGUCGAUGCCUCUCAAUUAUCAAGUAAUCUCCAAGAAGCUCAACAAAUGGAAGAAGUGCUACUAAAUACUAACGAUUCAGAGUUGUAUUUAAUAUUACCCGACGCCAUUCGCAUCGUUAAAGUUCUUAGUCGUGCAGCGAUCAAAUACGUGGCCGUGGCAGCAGCAGAUACACAAAAUGUGACAAUAUUGGUAGCGCUGGACGAUACUUUGCUGCCAAUAGUGCGUUUAUUUCAAGCACUAUUGGAUAAAUUGACAUGUCAAGAAUUGCAGGAUGACAAAGAGCUGCGCCGUUGGCUACCGUUUGUACUAACGACCUGUUAUUUUCUGAAUGGAGCAGAAUUGCCGGGUGCAGACUUGAUGGAGAGUGUUGUGCUUGCUAAUAAAGUACUAAACAAAGCUGCAGUGCUAACAAGAUCGAAAGAUCGACAGAGUUUAGUGGCAAAAUACGUUGCGGAGAUGGUGGCACUAUGCACUCAUAACGUUGACAAACAGGAGUGGGUCGCGGUGACGUCAGUAAACAAGAAAAUAAUGCUGCGUGUGGUCGAGCAAGUGUCAAUUCCGUAUCUUGGUGGUGAUCUGCUGGGCCGUCUCCUGGCACUUACGUUCCCGUUGGUGGAUGAUCUAACUGAUUCCACACAAUUCAUUGGAGCUAGAAUGCUACGUCACAUUAUCAAGAAUGUCACGCCUACAGAACUGCGCUGGUACUCGGACGUUCUACUUGAGGUACUUCAUACUGCUAUUGUUUCUCGCAAGCCAGAUACGCUUGAUGUGCUGCUUGAGUGUCUUGUAGAAUCUCUGGACAUAAUAUCUUCCCCAAGCGAGCUUAAACACUAUGACCGAUUCAUGCCGCGGAUACUUAGUGACACAAGUUUGUGCAGUGAUGUGACUCUCCGAAUUGUCUUUGUGCGCCAUCUCCAUAUGCUAGUAGUCCGUCAGGGAGCACCGCACAGCCUCAACUUAAUCCGUUACCUGCAGCCGCUGCUAAAAGUGUUAGUUGCAGGAUUUGAAAGCGUCAACGUUGCACUUCUAGUGGAGAAUCUUAAAACCUUACGAGAAACUGUGCUUGCUGCGUGGCCUCGUAUUGCACCACAUACCGAGCAGAUUCUGGUCGGCGUGCUACGUGUUGUGGCUUUUUGCGUGUUGUUUGAUGAAGGUACUGACUUUACACCAAGCAUGAAACAGCAAGAGCAGCUCCUUGCACAGUGCGAAGACGUCAUGGACUUGCUUCAUCAAGUGAACGGUGCGAAAUCCGUCGUCAGUGAUAUGCUUGAACUUGUAAAAACCCAGAGCUUAAAGCUAUCACCUUUCUGUAAUCGUAUGCAAGCGAAGUGGGUGACUAGGUAG
Peronospora belbahrii is the source of this 1371-nucleotide messenger RNA. Lineage: Eukaryota; Oomycota; Peronosporomycetes; Peronosporales; Peronosporaceae. The record is from the annotation of a GenBank genome assembly.